Molecule: messenger RNA, 1686 nt
Organism: Puntigrus tetrazona (Sumatra barb)
Lineage: Eukaryota; Metazoa; Chordata; Actinopteri; Cypriniformes; Cyprinidae
Product: potassium voltage-gated channel subfamily C member 1
Exons: 3
Coding region: 16-1287 (423 amino acids)
Biological process (GO): potassium ion transmembrane transport; protein homooligomerization
Cellular component (GO): voltage-gated potassium channel complex; axon; neuronal cell body membrane
Molecular function (GO): protein binding; delayed rectifier potassium channel activity
Source: RefSeq, a predicted model, not a curated record
UCUUUGUCUGCUACUAUGAGUUCUGAGGGUGUCUUCUCACUGGGAGCCUCUGAGAGCAGUAGUGUAAAAAUAGUGAUAAAUGUCGGAGGAGUGAAACAUGAGACCCACGCGAGCACCCUAAUGACCCUUCCGGGGUCCCGUCUCGCCAAGCUGGUGGACACCGAGAAGCAUUCUUCAGAGCUUUUUUUUGAUCGCAACCCCGAAGUCUUCGCCCAUGUGCUGCAGUACUACAGGAGCGGGAAGCUGCACUGCCCAACCAACUUGUGCGGGCUGCUGCUGGAAGAGGAGUUCGCUUUCUGGGCUGUUAGCGGCACGGACGUGGAGCCCUGCUGCUGGGCGACAUACCGACAGAACAAAGAUACCGUAGAGGCUUUGGCUCAAGUUGAACCUUCAGUGACAGAUGAGGAACCAGGUCAAAAAGGCAGAUCCAGCAACUCCAGAACUCUGCGGCAGAAGAUAUGGGCUCUCUUUGACAAUCCAUAUUCAUCCAUUGCUGCCAAAGUCAUCGCGAUCGUAUCUCUGGCCUUCAUCCUGCUCUCUAUCGCCGUAUUCUCUGUGCAGACAAAACCCAAUACGUACUUUUCCCAGUCUCUCCAGUUUUUGGGGAAUUCAAGCGAGAAUGACACGGAGACCCGUCUUGCACACCCUGUAAACGCGGUGGAGAUGGUGUGUUCGCUAUGGUUCGUGUUCGAGUUCGUGAUGCGCGCGGGCAGCUGUCCGAGCAAAGCGCGCUUCUUCGUGAACGUUAUGAACGCCGUCGACCUGCUGGCCCUCUUCCCGCUGCUCCUGCGGUGGUGUUCGAGCGUGUACUGCGAGAAGGCGGUGGGCGUUCUGCACACAAUGCGAUGCAUACGUUUACUCCACGUCUUCAAGCUGAUGCAGCAUGUGUUCGACGUGAGAGUGCUCAACCACGCUCUCCGAGCCAGUGCGACGACUCUCUGCGCAGCCCCUAUAGCACUCUUCAUUUGCACGCUUAUCUUUGGCACCAUGAUUUUUUUUGCAGAAGUUGACGCUAAAGAUAUGUACUUCACCGACAUUCCCACAAGUUUUUGGUGGGCUGUGGUUACACUGACCACGGUGGGUUAUGGAGACAUGUGUCCUAUAACACUGCAAGGCAAGUUGGUAUUCUUUCUCUGUGCAAUGGUCGGUGUUCUGCUCAUCGUCCUGCCUGUGCCCAUAAUCGUCAACAACUUCAUCAAGUUCAGCUCCCUGGUUAAGAUAAAGCAUUCAAUGCCCAGAAAGAAGGAGAAGAGUAGCGUUGAUGGGGCCCCCUUCUCUACUGCUUAAAGUUGCAAAAUAGAAACAGAAGAAUCUGUGAUGGAUGACCGGAUGAAGAGCCACUGAGUCUUAAACUAGAGGGAAAACACACAAUUCGCUUAAAAAAAGGUAAAAACAUAUUUUGAAUUAAGAAUUCUGGAUAUUGAAUAGCAGUUUAUAAAUGCAGAAUUUCACAGCAGCCCACUUAUUUUAUUUGUGAUAUCCGAUCAACUUCGAAACUCCGAAACUUGAUUGUGAGGCAUCUGAAUUGCAACCCUAUAUUUUCUAGAUAGUGGAUAUGUAACCAAUGCUAAGCCUUAAAUGUAAAAUACAGUACAUUCGCUGCAUUACACAAAAAAUUGUGAAGGAUUUUUCCAGAUGCAGAUGUUUGGAUGAGAAUCUGGCAUUUACUUGAAGCGCUGUUUUUGU